Messenger RNA from Podospora anserina S mat+, 897 nucleotides. RefSeq lists its product as uncharacterized. The transcript has a single exon. Bases 1 to 897 code for a protein of 298 amino acids. The record is from RefSeq and is a predicted model, not a curated record. NCBI's taxonomy places the organism in Eukaryota, Fungi, Ascomycota, Sordariomycetes, Sordariales, Podosporaceae.
AUGGCCGACCUUGGGAUGGAAGCGGUGGUGAUGUGCGACCUCUGGAACAGGGCCAAGGGUGAGGAGAUGACAGUUGAUGGCGUCGUCUACCAGAGAGGCCUUCACGACACGGGCAAAUUACAAACCUACCUUCAUGGAUAUGAGAGACUGCUGAAGGAUCUGUCGGAACGCUAUGGUGUGCGGUACAAGGUCCGCCUCGAGGAAGAGUUUCUCAGCAUGGACGGCAUCCCACAGGUCUUGCAAAAGGUCAUUCGGGAUCGCGAGAGUCUGGCAAAGCACCUUGCGCCAUCGACUGGCUCUCUCGCCAUCCGCGCUGGCUGCCCUCACUGUGAGCUCGUCGACAAGUACGGGGUGAACAACAGAUACUCGGCCGACGGACUAGAAGUCUCGUUCCACUGUCGGGUCCACGGUCGAUUCUCAUACAGCACCCAAAAAGAUCCGCAGAGGUUUCUCUUCAACUGUCAGCUUUUCAAUCUUAUCUUGGGAUAUUUCUACGAGAAUGCUCCGUACAACUGGAUUGAGAUUUGUGGGAGUGACUACGCAGGAUUCUGGCAGGAGCAGCUUCUCUGGCGGUUUCUCUCCAAGCCCGCCAUCAUCGUCUACACCCACCUGGUCUCGGAUUGGUUGGGAAACAAGGUUUUUAAAUCGCUGUAUCAGCAGAAAACUGCAUACGACUACUUGGUGAAAGCAGACCAGGAGUAUUUGCUCAGUUACGAGGUGCUUGGGCGCGAGGGGAAAGAUAUCAGUCUGCUUUGGCGGGAGAUCGAGCUGUGGGUGGAUCAACCUUAUCGGCUUUUCCGCGACUACACCCUUCAUUACCUUCACCUCUUGUUUCAACAGGAGAAGGUACUUCUCGGGACAAUUCACACCCAGGCGUCUGAGCCCGAGACAGAGUGA